Molecule: messenger RNA, 1421 nt
Organism: Daldinia vernicosa
Lineage: Eukaryota; Fungi; Ascomycota; Sordariomycetes; Xylariales; Hypoxylaceae
Exons: 2
Coding region: 67-1062 (331 amino acids)
Biological process (GO): regulation of transcription by RNA polymerase II
Cellular component (GO): core mediator complex; mediator complex
Molecular function (GO): transcription coregulator activity
Source: RefSeq, a predicted model, not a curated record
CUUCAAUCUUUCAUCUUUUUUUAUUCUUAUUUCUUGGUCCCAAUAGAACAAUUAUCUGCGCGCAGAAUGGAUAAGCAGCUCGACGUAUGCUUUGAUCGUGUCGAGAAGGCAUUGGGCACGCUGGUCGACUCGAUUGCCAAGUAUCAUCCCUCCGUCGCCCAAGUUAACGAACUAGGACUCGCCGACGUUGAGCUCAACAAGGGCCUCGAAGACUUACAAACCCACCAAUCUAACUAUCGACGGAUUCAGGAUCUACGAGCAGCAACAACUAGCUUCGAUACUCAGAUCAAGGACACAUUGCGCCUACUAGCCAACACGCGGAAGGAACUUGUGAACGCUCCUGCCACCGUCUUCCCAUCUGACCGCCCUAGCUACGAUAUCGACUAUGACGAACUACUCGCCUACGCUAGCCGGAUUAGCAAAACUACUAUCCCUCCCGCUGGUGCAGCGAACAGCCUUCCAACUGAACCCAAAGCCGAGAAUAGUGGAGGGCCAGGGACGGAGACGGCUGUCACAACACCGGCGGGAGGGACACCCAACGGUGCCCCAGCUGGCCCCGUGAUGACACCUGCGAACACAAAUGGAGCGCAACAACAAGACCCCACGUCGCAGUCCCAGCAGCUCACUACUACAGGCAGCGGCGAUGCGAUGGCCGCACAAGAGGAACUGCCAUGGAAGCUAAACCCAUUCAGCGACGUCGAGUUCGUGCCCUGGCCAAGCGAGGAGUCCGUGCGUAAAGGAGCGCUAGUUACCCUAGCCUUCCUCUCGGAGAAAGGCAUCGACCCGGAGAACUACGACCCUGAGGAAGAAAAAGCGCGUAAGGAGCGCGAAAAGGAAGAGCAGCAGGCAGCAGAAGAAAGAGAGAGGCAAGAGCGUGAGGAGAGGGAGCGCAGGGCCAGAGAGGAGCAGGCGCGACUGCGGGCCGAACGCGAGAAAGAGCAGAGGGAGGCGUGGCGGCGGGCGAGUGUUACUGGAGGUGCGGGGCCGAGUCAAUCGUCGCCGGUGGGAGAGAAGAAACAGUUCCAGUUUAUGGCUGAUGAUGAUGAAGAUGACGACGAGUGAAGUAUUUGCUAGUAAGUCGGCAGGAAUGCGUAUUGCUAUGGGGUAUACGAAGCAUUACCUAGGUAGGGGUCUUAUGGUGCUUAGCAUGGUACGCAUACGGCUCAUAUGCCUUGAUUGAAUAGUCAGAACUAUCCUUAAGCACCAUAAUCCGCAUCAUAACCAUAUCCUAUUAAGGGAACUCCAUGGUUAGUCACCCUGGGCAAUAUAAUAGUCAUAAUUACCACCUAAGGAAUAAUAGGUGAUUUAGGACGCUAACUAGGCUCCUUAGGUCUACCAUUAAAAAAUAGUCAUCUAUUUAGUUAUUGCCUUAAUCAAAUCAAGUUUUAUAUAGACAUUAUAAUAUAAUAAAUUGACUCGAA